AUGAAUUUUUUUUCAUUUGAAUUUUCAUUUAAUUUUAUUCUGUGUUACAGUGGAUGUUAUUUCCCUUCCAAGGAAAUACAAAAUAUGUAUUAAAUACCGUAUAAGUAAAUGCAGCUUUGUUCCAAUUUUACUGAACUUCAUAAAGGACAUAGUUAACUUAUGUAUUUGAAGAAAUUAAUGGAAUAAUAACCAUAUAAAAAUGCUUUUAACUAGGAUAGGAAGAUUUUUCAGGAAAAAUUUCCACAGAGCUUCUAAGCCAGAAGGUUUUUCACAAGUAACUUAUUUUACUAACUACAAAACGAAGGACAGCUUUUUCAAUUAUGACCAGUUCAAGUAUUUGACAAUGAUAUUAUCCGGCUACUGUGCAUAUGCUUAUUAUAACAAAACCUCAAUAAUUCCAAGAGUGAAAGCAGAUGUGAACCAUCUAUUCAAUCCUGGUGGAAGAAAGAAUUAUAAUUUCUUAGCUGAUGUUGUAGAAAUAGUAGCUCCAGCUCUUGUGUAUAUUGAGAUUAAGGACAAAAGGUUGGAUUUCUUUACCGGCAAGCCUAUUACAGUUUCCAAUGGUUCUGGUUUUUUGGUAGAAUCAGAUGGUUUAAUUGUUACAAAUGCACAUGUAGUAACUAAUAGAUUUAAUGCAAUAGUUGAAGUAAAACUGUAUGAUGGGAGAACUUACAAAGGGGUUAUAGAAAGCGUAGAUGUACAGAGUGAUUUGGCCACUGUGAGAAUUCCUGAAAAAAACCUCCCAGUUAUGAAAUUGGGAAACUCUUCAAACCUGCGUCCUGGGGAGUUCGUUAUUGCUUUAGGAAGUCCUUUAGCUCUAAGCAAUACCGUUACAUCUGGUGUUGUAAGUUCAGUGCAUCGAGGUUCACAAGAGCUUGGCAUCAUGGGAAAGGAUAUGAAUUACAUCCAGACAGAUGCAGCUAUUACUUUUGGUAAUUCCGGUGGACCUUUGGUGAAUCUGGAUGGAGAAGCUAUUGGUGUUAAUAGUAUGAAAGUUACACCAGGUAUUUCUUUUGCUAUUCCAAGCAAUUAUGUGAAGGAGUUCUUGGACAAUUCAAAGAAGCAUGCAAUAAAGGGCUACAAUAACUCUAAGAGAAAAUAUAUGGGUAUAACGAUGAUAACAUUAUCCCCUCAGCUUAUAAUAGAAUUACAAAUGAGGAGUAACCAAGUUCCUAGAAAUAUUCAAAGUGGAGUUUUAGUAUGGAAAGUUAUUUUUGGAUCACCUGCACACUCGGCUGGUCUACAUCCAGGUGAUAUUAUCACCCACGUCGAUGGAAAAGAAAUAUCAGGAGCAAAUGAUGUAUAUACCAUUCUAGAAAAUUUAGCUGCAGAGUCUUUAAUAUUAACUGUGUUUCGUAAUGGUAAAACCAUGGAUAUCAAAGUUACACCUGAAUCUUGAGAUAUAUUACACACAUAAGACAAUACAUUUUAUUCAAUGGUUCUUUUUGUUUCUUUUAUAUGAUAUGAUGACAUAAUCAUUCAUUAUUAAAUAGAGGCUGAAUGUAUUCUAUAUACAAAGUUUAAAAUAAAAUGAUGUAAAUUUUUUUUUAAUAUAUGUAUAUAGUUCAAA
This is a messenger RNA of Coccinella septempunctata (seven-spotted ladybird), 1570 nucleotides long. RefSeq names its product serine protease HTRA2, mitochondrial-like. The coding region runs from base 200 to 1399 and encodes 399 amino acids. The record is from RefSeq and is a predicted model, not a curated record. Gene Ontology annotation, molecular function: protein binding; serine-type endopeptidase activity. Gene Ontology annotation, biological process: programmed cell death; proteolysis; positive regulation of apoptotic process. The transcript has 3 exons. Lineage: Eukaryota; Metazoa; Arthropoda; Insecta; Coleoptera; Coccinellidae.